Messenger RNA from Leishmania major strain Friedlin, 735 nucleotides. Its product is annotated as nascent polypeptide associated complex subunit-like protein, copy 2. Lineage: Eukaryota; Euglenozoa; Kinetoplastea; Trypanosomatida; Trypanosomatidae. Gene Ontology annotation, cellular component: cytoplasm; nascent polypeptide-associated complex. The transcript has a single exon. The record is from RefSeq and is a predicted model, not a curated record. The coding region runs from base 1 to 735 and encodes 244 amino acids. Gene Ontology annotation, biological process: protein targeting to membrane.
AUGCUGAGCGUCCUUCACUACCGCCGCCUCCUCCUGCUCUCAUUCCCGCUUCAUCCUUUCUCUCCUCUGUCGCAUCCCUCUCAUGAACGCGCCUGGUGCAUGUGUCGGUCGGUGUGUCGACGUUUUAUUGCAGGCUUGCAUCGAAUCACAUUCCUUUUCCAGCGCAGCAUCACGCACACACCACCACCACCACCACCACCACCACACUCUAUCACCAUGUCCGUUGAGGAGGUGCAGAACGCCGCGGCGAUGGCCGACGAGGAGAUCCCGACGCUCGAGGCGGCUGAGGUGCCACAGAACGCGAAGCAGUCGAAGCGCUACGCCAAGGCCAUGGCCAAGAUGGGCCUCAAGCCGGAGCCCAACAUCACGAAGGUCACCAUUCGCAAGGUUGGCUCCCUGUCCUUCGCCAUGGUGCAGCCAGAGGUGUACCGCUUCCCUGGCACCAACACCUUCGUCAUCUUCGGCGAGGCGCAGCUGGAGGACACAAGCGCGCUGGCGCAGGAGGCGGCUGCCCGCGCUGCCGUCUCUGGUGCCGCGUCGGCUUCCUCCGACGCCGCUGCAUCUGUGCCGGCGGCGGAGGAAGAUGACGACGAGGAGGUGGGCGCCGGCGACCUGGACGAGAAGGAGAUCAACGUGGUGAUGAGUCAGGCGAACGUGUCUCGCAGCAAGGCCAUCAAGGCCCUCAAGAACAACAACGGCGACAUCGUCAACACCAUCAUGGAGCUGACCAUGUAG